CCCCUUCCGUGUUUUGAGUUUUGGUUUAUUGGAUUGUUUAGGGUUUUCUUGUGGAUAUGGAGCAAGAGAGUCAGAAGAGAGAAGUCGAGAAAACCGGCUGCCAACCUCCAAGUGCUACUGUUCCUUGCGCUAAUAAUUGCGGUUUUUAUGGAACCGCUGCCACUAACAAUCUCUGCUCCAAAUGUUAUAAAGAGUUCUUUCUUAAGCAAGCUAAAGCAGCCGCAGCUGACCUAGUUGUUGCGGAGAAGAAGGUCGAUGAAACUGCGAUUGAAACAACGGUUCAGGAGGUUAAAGCUACUCCGAACGAGGAAGCUACCAGUUCCGAAGAUCCUGGGAAAUUACCGGCCAACCGCUGCAGCUCCUGCAGGAAGCGUGUGGGACUGACUGGCUUCAAGUGCCGAUGUGGGCAAACGUUUUGUUCUCUCCAUCGUUACUCUGACAAACACAAUUGCCUAUUCGAUUACAAAACUGCAGGCCAGGAUGUGAUCGCCAGAGCAAAUCCUGUUGUGAAGGCCGACAAGAUUGAGAAGAUCUGAAUUUCGAAAAGAGACCCUUACUUGGUGAAUUCAAAUUGCUGGGGCUAUGAUUUACUCUUUGUGGAGUGAUGAAAGGAGAUUCAAUUCAUGGAAGGACGCCAUAAGUGGUCUGAUAUUUCUGGAAAUAAAUAACUCUCUUGAUGAUUAUUUCUGUUUGGUAUGUACAGUUUGGUUUCAUUAUUGUGACCAAAUGCUACAGGAAGUUGUUGCUGGUCAUUGUUUAUUUUAGGAUUCCUUUUACUCUCUUAGAAAGUCCCAAGUUCUCAUCUUUUGUAUAUCUCUCCCAUGGACUAUCAAUUUAUUAGAGUUAUAACUUUA
Molecule: messenger RNA, 854 nt
Organism: Telopea speciosissima
Lineage: Eukaryota; Viridiplantae; Streptophyta; Magnoliopsida; Proteales; Proteaceae
Product: zinc finger A20 and AN1 domain-containing stress-associated protein 6-like
Exons: 1
Coding region: 57-536 (159 amino acids)
Molecular function (GO): DNA binding; zinc ion binding
Source: RefSeq, a predicted model, not a curated record